Messenger RNA from Orbilia oligospora ATCC 24927, 7029 nucleotides. RefSeq lists its product as uncharacterized. NCBI's taxonomy places the organism in Eukaryota, Fungi, Ascomycota, Orbiliomycetes, Orbiliales, Orbiliaceae. The coding region runs from base 1 to 7029 and encodes 2342 amino acids. The transcript has 7 exons. Gene Ontology annotation, cellular component: nucleus. The record is from RefSeq and is a predicted model, not a curated record. Gene Ontology annotation, molecular function: ATP hydrolysis activity; ATP binding; ATP-dependent chromatin remodeler activity.
AUGGACGAGAGCGUUAUUUCCUUACUGGGUGCUAAGUACCCUCAGGACUGGACAGCUGAAGAAGUUGUCGAUUACUUAUCGAAACCUCGACGACCCCUUCCCGUCCAAAAGUUCUUCCAAUCCGAUGCUGGAAGAGCACUUUUCAUCGAUAAUUAUAUUACUGGGGCAGUUCUAUUCGACGAUAGCUUUACAAGGGAUACACUGAAAGACGACCUGGGGAUAAAACAGGUUGGGCUAUGCAUCCUACUGUGGAGCAUUAUCCAAGAGAUACGUCGAAAUUACCCACAACGGCCGGAUAUCGACCUCGGCGACGAUAGCCUUCUGCCGCCCCCACCACAAAAUACCAGCAGGCUCUCGCUUCGGGACUACAGAGUGGACGGGGAUGAAAAUAAUGAUGAUGAUGAUGAUGGUGGUGGUGAUGAUGAUGGCUACCCUGCGAGACUAGUACCUGAAACGAAGGUAUUGAAAUUUGGCAACAUCCAAAGGUAUGCUGAUGAGGUUCUACUUGAGGCCCAGGUUGAAUGGUCAGGGCCUCUUGUUGCUACACCGAGCAAACUCGUUACCAGAGAAGCUCACUCAAUAUUCAGGUCAAACGAUGGUGACGAUAACAACGGUGGAGUUGGACAACUCAUAUAUCCUGCUGGACCUUCAACUCCUCGAAUACAUUUUUCUAGAGACGAUGACGACAUUGAUGCUAGAAGCACAAAGCGACCUCGACUAGAUAAUGAUGGCGAUGAACAUGAAGUCACAAUGCAGAGAAUACUGGUUCAGAUGCCCCCGAUUUUGGAGAACGAUGUGGACGACCAUAUGAGCCUGGAUUCCGCCGCGAAAGACCAUUCAGAUGCUACAACCCCUCGAGAAUACCAACCCGAUUACCACAUUGUCACAGACGACCCCCCUGGAAUGGAAGAUAUCCCUCCGAUUGAAGAAGAAUCAAGCAUUCCCCUCCUUAGGCUUAGGGGUCACGAGAGCGGGGAACAGUUGACCUUCACGGAAUCGGAAUCGGAUGCUUCUCCUCUUUCAAAAAUCCGCCGUCAACGAGCCCCUAGGUUGCGCCAAGCGAAUCGCUCUAGGUCCUCUACCUACCUAGACCGAUCUCCAGUCACCGCUGGGGAGAUGGCACUAGUUGGUGAUGACUCAAACGACACUGACUGCUUCGUGGUCAGGAGAAAGGUAUCGGCUGGGACACGUAUGGGGGCCGCCCGGAUUACAAACGCCUUCUUUCACAAAAAAUUGAUUGACAAAAGAAGAAUCAACGGCAAAUUUCAUAUAGCUUAUAGACACCACACGCUUCGUCAUCUCCAUCGCUAUAAGCGGGAUUCCAUCACCAUAGUCAACGAUCAGGAAGUACAAGUUGGGGAGAAUCUCAAAAAUCAUAUUGCGGAUUUUCCCGAUCUCGAUGUACGGAAUCAGAUCUACAAACGAAAAUCCGAUCGUGUUCAGUUGAUGGAUGCUACAGCUGGCUUGGACCGGAAACGGAUGGAUCCCUGGGAGCCAGUUGAAGAUGCAGACUAUUAUCAAGCAUUGGGUGAAAAACACGACCUUCUUGCGAAACUCCAAGGCGGCGAUCAGUUCGUUCCCGUCGACUAUCGUGGGCCAAGCCCGGGCCUCGAUUUAGAGACCGAGAGGGAAAUACGCCGGGACCUAGUAUCACAUGAGCAAAAGAUAGCAAGGAAAAGUACCGGGAAGAAGUUGACCAUUGAAGAGAUGGAAGGAAUCUGGGAACAGGUUAAAAGUAAAGUCGUAGAGAAAUGGCGGGAAAGUGCGUUCCCCCGAUUCGAAAUGGUCAAGUACAAGUGCUGGAUGGAGGCGCAGAAGAAAAAUAGUCGGAGGCAAAUAGUCGUUGGCAGUAUGGUGACCAUUAGUCAACUUGACACCCGUCUGAGCAACCAUUGGGAUGGAUAUCUCAAGAAUAACUGGUAUUCUGCGGUUGAAUUGCGCAAGUUCAUGGAAGCACAAUCGAAAACUACUAUCCAAAGCCGAGAGCUUGCGAUUUGGCGGCGUGAUACUUUUCAAGGAAAGAAACCCGAAACUCCUGAUUCUUCAUUGUCCACCGAGGUUGCGCCCCGAAGGAAGAUUGAAAGAGGCGAAGCCAAGGAUGCGGAGGGCGAACCAACAGCUGUAGAUGAAGAAGAUCUCAGCAUUUCAGAUGGGGAGGAGACAGAUUUCGAAGAUAGUGAAUCUGACAUGGAUCAAUUCAUCGUUGAUGAUACUGUCUAUGAUGAAGGCCACGAAAAUAUGAGGGCUGAAAACGAUGCUGUAUUAGCUCGACUUCAAAAUCGGUACCUAUACGACGAACUAGCAGCAGACGUUGUUCUCGAGGAUGACGAUGAGCAGGAAGAUCAACCAAAGCCGAAAGGCCGAAAGAAUCAACAAGCUACUGGGUCUUCCAGCAAUCACGGCAACGACGAUACCAAUCUCCCAGAUGCUGGGCCUGAAGGUCAAGGCCAAGAUGGAGACGAGUCGCUUUAUGAGCAGUCGAAGAAGUCUGCUAAGGCUAGUAGUGAUUCUUUCAGAUGGUUUUCGAAUGAACUCCCAGAAACUGCCCGAAAAUCCGAAACAAGUGUUCCCAAAGUCGGUCUCGCGGUUAGCGAUGAUGAGAGCCCCGCUACUCCUAUCCUCGAAGAACCCAUUUCAACCAACAACGGAUCAGGGACACCCACUCCUGAACCAUCCAUUGAGACUGAGUCCGCUGCCAAAUCUGUUCCCGAGCCCACCAGCGUAUCCACCGCCAAACCCAUUGCCGCAAUCAGUAAUUCCGAUCCAGAAUUCGGUGACACAGGCCCGUUUACGAUUGAGCAAGGCACUCCAGUGCCGAAAGUAGCCACCCCACCUCCAGUUAUUAAAGCCGAAAACCCGAUUCUCACGGUCUUCAAGAGAGGAGAGUUCAUUGAUCUGACGAACGAUACACCAGUAUUAACUCCUGAAAAGACUCCAGUGCCUGGCCCCUCAAACAGUUCAAUUAGAGGACGGCAAAACUUCCCUAUCGAGCUGGACCUGGAUGAGGAUGAAGAUACACAACUCCAAAUCGCGAUCAUCGAGUCUCGAGAAACAGCGCUCAAAGAAGGCGUGCGAUUGAGUCCCUCCCCUUCGCCUGUUGACCGAACUCCUUCUGCACCCCAGGGAUUAACAGCAACUUCAUCUGCUCCAUCCUCUUCAGCUGCGAAAAUCCAACCUAAAGUCACAAAACGACCGGUAAUUUGCACGCCCUUGGAAGGGAUUACGAGUGCGUGGAAAAGGGACCUGCAGGCCCGGUACGAUAAAGGGGCGGGAGAAUUGUUGUCACUAAGGAAGCUUAUAAGCACAGAGAGAAGUCUCUACGGCAACGAACUUAUGCUGGACAAGGUUUUAGGUUGCUGGAAUAUCUCGCAGAGCAAGCCCGUAGACACUCAAAGUCUCGGUAUCAAAGAACAGGACAAGCCAGCAUACUCAGUUCUCGCUAGGUUAUACUCAGCCUACAGCUUUCCACGUCCAAAAAGCAUAGACUACAAGAGGCAAAAAUUGCUCCUAAGCAACAUGGACAACUUCUUAUUGUUCACGAGGGAGCUGACACCUAUCCUCGGCGACGUGGCAGAAUAUGAGGAAAGGAAAGCGGAUACCGAGGGCACAGCAACUGGUAUCGUGAGCGAAAGUUCCCAGGCAACAGGCCAGAAUACUCAGAGACCGGUCAACCUUGAAAGCGACAAGAGUAAAGGGAAGGGAAAAGCCAAAAUUGAUGCUCUAUCUCUUUUACUGGAGAGCGACUCCGAGGAGGAAAUCACACUCAGCCAGCGGUCGUUUCAAUAUGAAGCGACAUCAGAGGCCGAAGCAUCCCGAAGCGGCACAAGCACCCCUCGCCGGCAAAAAAUCAAUCGCACCAAAAUGGUUGACCACGAAACGCAAAGAAUCCGCCAGCUGAACGACAAGGAACGUUUAAAAUUAAUGGAGCGAGAGAGAAGAGGUAGAAAGGCUGGGCAAACAAGUGAUCUCAUCAACUUAGGUCACUUAGCAAAGGAUGACCCGAUCUACUUCCCCGCUAGCGACCAGCCGCUCUACGACUUCCAAAAAUCAGGGGUACAGUUCUUGUGGAGGAAUAUCGUUGUUUCAGAGAAGAGAACUGGGGCACUGUUGGCACAUACCAUGGGCAUGGGAAAGACUCGACAGGUUAUUACUGUACUCUGCGCAAUUGCCGACGCUGCCGUUUCUGAAAGGCCUCGGACCCAGAGUCAGAUACCUGCGGAGCUUAGGAACAUGCGAGCUCUAAUCGUUUGCCCUCCAGGGCUUAUACAGAACUGGAGCGAAGAAAUUUCUAAAUGGGCGGAUGGUGCUCUAGCGACUGUUUAUCCGGUUACACAAGCACAUUGCAUGAACGACAGGAUCGAGGCAAUCGAAGCAUGGGCGGCUGAGGGGACUGUUCUCAUAAUAGGAUAUGAAUCCUUCAGCCAGCUCUGCUCAAGGACUGAGUCGAUCGAGAAGGAGUAUGAAAAACUUAAAAAUGAGGCUUCUAUUCCUGAUUCGGUGUCCAAAGACGCCAGAUUCGAGGAACUCGAAGCAAAACUGGAACAAGUGACAAAAAUCAAAAAUCUCCUCUUAGACACUCCAACGAUUGUCGUCGCUGACGAGGCCCACAAGAUCAAGACCAAGACUUCCAAAAUCGCUAAAUUAUUUGGGAUGUUCAAAACACGUUCUCGUAUCGCCAUGACUGGAUCUCCACUUGCUAACGACCUCACUGAAUAUUUUCACAUAAUGAAAUGGGUUGACCCUGAGUAUGCUGGAGACGAAGCUGAAUUUAAUAACAAUUUCAAGCUUCCAAUUCGAGAUGGUUUAUACAUAAACUCGCUUGACGAAGAAAUUAAGGAGAGCAACAAGAAACAAAGGGAGCUCAUCGCGCUUUGGGGGCCCAAGAUGAGUCGAGUCAAUAUAAAGCAGAUCAAGGGUCUAGAGAACACCCUACCCCCCAAAACAGAAUUUUUAAUAACUCUACCAUUAACCGAGCUUCAGUACAAGCUAUACAGUUUCUAUGCCAAAGAGGCAAAAAGAGAUACUGAAGAGGGUUACUACUGCGGAUUUUUCGACUUUGUUGCACAACUUGGGGUGCUUCUGAACCACCCCGCUUUGUUUUGGAAGGCUUUCGAGAAAAGACAGGCAAAGAAGAAAGCAAAGAUCGAAGGUCCACUCCAAAGCGCCAAAAUCACAGAGGUGAAUCUGAGUGAUGAAGAAGCCGCUAGGGAGUCAUCUGAAGAAGGCGAGGCCGAAGAGGAUCCGGAUUCACAAAAAGCAAUUCUUGGGGCCGAUAGCGCUAUUUCUCAUCGACUGCAAGAAGUGAUUACUGCAACUGAGAAUCUUAAGGAUACAGCUCAUAGUUACAGAAUUCAGGUUCUUUUGCGAAUACUUGAGUCCUGUAUCACGAUAAAGGAAAAGGUUUUGGUGUUUUCGCAGUCUGUGGAAACCUUGAAGUACAUCGGGGAAGUUCUCGAUAAACAAAGCAUCAAGUUCGUGAAGAUUACCGGGGAGGUUUCGACAGCGAAACGGCAGACGAUUGCUAGAGGGUUCAAUAAUGAGGAUAGCAAUAAGUUUGUUUUCCUCAUUAGCACCAAGGCCGGGGGCCUAGGUCUGAAUAUUCAAUCUGCGAGCCGAAUCGUGGUCUUCGAUUCACAGUUUUCACCUCAGGAUGAGGAACAGGCGGUAGGGCGUGCCUACCGUCUCGGACAAACUAAGCACGUCUUCGUUUACAGGUUCAGGAUCGGUGGAACACUCGAAGAUGUCAUCCAUAAUAACUCGCUUCUCAAGAUGUCAUUAGCGGCAAGACUCGUCGAUAAGACAACCCCAGCCAGAAAGGCCAAGAAGUCAGAAGCCGCCGAUUGGUUCAGAGCACCCAGAUACAUACCGAGAGAUCCGGCCGGUUUCGAGGGCAUGCAGGGGAAAGAUCCUAAGGUCAUGGAUAAAUUCUUGGAGGAGGACUGGUUAAGAGAAUUGGUUACUCAAGACAUGUAUGAGGUUCAUUACGAAGAACCAGUGGCUGAGGAACAAGUUGGGGAGUCCAGCGAGACUGCAAGUGGGGGUGCCAAAGAUGGGGCGUCGACGGAACCUGGGGUAGAUGAAAUGGACAUCGACAAUGAUACAACUGCAAACGCGACCCUAGGUGCUCCUAAAAAGAAAGUCGUUACUAGUACAAUCCCAGCUACCGGGUUUAGCGUUGCUGCUACGAACUCUCCUGCGACACCCCCACUUUUGACACCCACGAGCAAGGCUACCAGCGAACCAAAGCGAGUCAAUCGCACCCAUAGGGAAAAGCAAGAGUUCAGGGCGAAGAUGCAACAGCUGCAGGGUGAGAAAGCUACGACACCAUCUUCAAGUCGUGCAGGAGUUACGCCUUCCCAAACCAAUUCAGCAUCUGGCGCCCAAUCGCCACGUCCUCAAGCUGGUCCGAGCGCCCCUUCAAAGGGAAACGUGACUCAAUCUAAAGAGCAUACCGAACAACCGAAGAGACGUGUCAGCCUAAACAAGGAUGAAUGGAAGGGGAUCCAGAAACCCCAGACAAAAGGCCUCCCGCCAGUCCCCCCGCCAGUCCCCCCGCCACUCGUCCUCCCGAGCCAGUCAAAUUCCCAGACUCUUCCGAGUCAGGCUUCUCCCAGAGUUCGUCCAAGCCAAGCCUCUCCUAGGAUUAUCCCAAGCCAACGAGAUGCCGCCGCAGGACCCCAAAGCCCAGUAACUCCGACUGGGCCAUUGGCCGAUAGGAUACAGAGACAACCAGGCGAGAGGUCCCCACGGCCUUAUGGUAGCUCUCACUCUUUUUCGCAAAUGCAUGGAGGACAACCCACCCGCUUGCAACGAACAGCGGGGUCAAGGAAACCUUAUGACCGUCCAGGUACCGACCGAAGAGCUUCUGCCCCUCAAUCUCGAGGGCAAGAAAACUACAUUAGACAUGCUUCAAGUCCCCGAAGGCCACGCUCGCCACCGAGAGGUACUCCGCGUCGACGACCCGAUUCAGAACGCAGCAGGCCACAGCGACCCCCACCACGACCUUCCAGUCCCCGAGAGAGACGUUGA